CCAUGAAAGCCAGAAGCAACUGGCCCUAUUGAAAGAUGUAACAGAAAGUGAAUACAGACAAGAGAAAGCUAUAACAAUCAUCAUCCACAAGCUUAUCCCUAUUUACUAUUUUAGCUUCCAUGGCUCAUGACACGCCAAAACCCUAACUGCUUACAUCUUUCUCCAUCCCUAACCUUCCCUCUACCUAUCUAUAUAUACAUACAUGAGCCUACCAACUUCAUGCCACUCAAACACACACAACCUACCGAAACAAAUACCACCUCGAACUAUAUACUCAGCCAUUGGGAUAGCAUAUUAAAAGAUGAUGAAGAGUGUUAUUGCAUCAAUGCUGGUUGCAUUUAUGGUGGUUCAGCUGGCGACCGUGAAGCCAGGGGAAGCUGCGGUGACUUGCGGCCAAGUUGAUGCAUCACUUGCUGCCUGCAUUCCCUACCUGACGGCCGGCGGUACUCCGGCGCCGGCGUGCUGUGACGGAGUGAAGAAUAUAAAGGCCAUAACUCCCACCGCCGCCGACCGUCAAGCUGCCUGCAACUGCGUGAAGGAGGCGGCUGGUCGGUACCCAAAUAUUAAAGAAGAUGCAGCCGCUUCUCUCCCCACCAAGUGCGGCGUUCAAAUGAACAUUCCCAUCUCCAAGAACACCAACUGCCAAAACAUUAAUUGAGAUGGAUGGAGGUACAUACGGCUGGCUGCGAGAAGAUUAAUAAAGCUAGUUGAAGGAGCUUCUUGGGUGUUGCCAUGAUCUCCAUAUAAUUACAUCAUUAUGUAGCUUUGAUAAUAUAAUUACUCCCAUUACGACAAUAAUAAUAAUA
Molecule: messenger RNA, 806 nt
Organism: Carica papaya (papaya)
Lineage: Eukaryota; Viridiplantae; Streptophyta; Magnoliopsida; Brassicales; Caricaceae
Product: non-specific lipid-transfer protein A-like
Biological process (GO): lipid transport
Molecular function (GO): lipid binding
Source: RefSeq, a predicted model, not a curated record